GAAUCUAUGGUUCAUUUAUUUUCUUCUAUAGGCUUUCAUUCUGUGGUUUUCGUUUUCGUCACUUUAUUUUCUUACCAGUCUUUCUUAAUUUUAAUUAAGAAUAAUGGCAGUCACAAAUGCUGGUGCCAAGGGACCGAAGAAACAGCAAAUCCGAGGAAAAGGCACAAAGAAAUCAAAAAAGAAGGAAUCCAAACGUUUUGUAAUAGAUUGCACUCAUCCAGGUGAAGACAAUAUAAUGGAUGUUGCUAAUUUUGAAAAGUACUUGUUAGAUCGUAUUAAAGUUAAUGGAAAGACAGGUAAUUUAGGCAACAACGUCAGUCUUGUAAGAGAGAAGAAUACAAAGAUCGUUGUCACUUCAGACAUACCAUUCUCUAAACGCUAUUUGAAAUACUUGACAAAGAAAUACCUUAAGAAGAAUAGUCUUCGUGAUUGGGUACGAGUUGUUGCUAGUGGAAAAGAAAACUAUGAACUUCGUUACUUCCAGAUUAACAACCAAGAAGAUGAUGAUGAUGAGGAUAACGAAUAAGCUCAUUAGAUUGGUAAUAACAAAAUAAAAAAGAAAACUACU
Agrilus planipennis (emerald ash borer) is the source of this 568-nucleotide messenger RNA. Its product is annotated as 60S ribosomal protein L22-like. Gene Ontology annotation, molecular function: structural constituent of ribosome; RNA binding. The record is from RefSeq and is a predicted model, not a curated record. The coding region runs from base 104 to 526 and encodes 140 amino acids. Lineage: Eukaryota; Metazoa; Arthropoda; Insecta; Coleoptera; Buprestidae. The transcript has 3 exons. Gene Ontology annotation, cellular component: ribosome. Gene Ontology annotation, biological process: cytoplasmic translation.